UUUAGCUUUUGUCCUUUUGAUACGAGUUAUGACUUAUGAUUAUGAACAUCGCUUAUUUAUGCUGCUGAUUCACGCAAUUUGCAAAACAUUCUCUCCCCAGCAUCAAAUGCUUGUACAAAAAUGGUUGCUAAAGGAUCUAAAAUCUCUUCUGUUGAACUGCAGAAACAGUGCAUCCAUCUCCAAACUCCACGCAUUGAUGAUUACAUCUGGGAUAUCCAACAAAGGAGCGCAGCUAAUAGCAUCAUACGCUCGAACUGGCGACAUCGACAUGGCCUACAAACUGUUCGACAAUAUGCCGAAGAAAGGCAUCGAUUCUUGGAACGCCCUCAUCAUCGCCUAUUCCCGCCGGGAAACCCCGGCUGAAGCCAUAAACCUCUACAGAAAAAUGAAGAACUCGGCUGGAGUCAAUCCGGAUAGCUCGACUUUCACGGUGGCCAUCAAGGCCUGCACCACCUUGCUCGACUUGAAAUCGGGCGGAGAGAUUUGGAGAGACGCGGUUGAAUGUGGGUACGGGGGCGAUGUCUUUGUGGGCUCGUCCGUGUUGAAUUUGUUCGUCAGGUGCGGAAGAAUGGACGAGGCGAUGAGCGUGUUUGAUGGCAUGAGGAGAAAGGAUGUUGUGUCGUGGAGCACGAUGAUCACGGGGUUGGUGAAGAGCGGGAGGCCCGGGGAGGCGGUGGAUGUGUACCGUAGGAUGCGGGAGGAAGGGCUCGAGGGCGAUGGGGUCGUGAUGCUGGCCUUGAUGCAAGCUUGCGCGAGCGUCGAGGAUGCGAAAAUGGCCGCCUCUGUGCAUGGAUUCAUCAUAAGGAGAGGCUUGAAAGUCAAUGAUGUUAUGGUGCAGACCAGCCUUAUAGAUAUGUAUGCCAAGAAUGGGAAAUUAGGCACAGCUUCUUGCAUUUUUAGGAGGAUGAGAAGCAGAAAUGUUGUUUCUUGGAGUGCUUUGAUUUCGGGGCUUGCAAGAAACGGAGACGCUGGAGCUGCGCUAGAGCUGCUCGUCGAGAUGCAGAGCUGGGGGUUUGAGCCUGAUUCGGUCUCACUCGUUGGCGCGCUCCUGGCAUGCUCUCACCUUGGUUUCUCGAGGCUAGGUAGGGAGGUACAUGGAUUCAUUGUCCGAACAGGGCUUGAGCUGGAUCAAGUUUUGGGAACUGCGUUGAUUGAUAUGUAUGCCAAAUGCGGAUCACUGCCCUGCGCCCGGGCGCUCUUCGAGAGGAUGAGCUCUUGGGAUGAGAUCCUCUGGAACACAAUGAUCGCGGGCUAUGGGAUCCACGGACGAGGGGAGGAGGCGCUCGAGGUCUUCCAUCGGAUGAUCCAGACGGAUGCAAGACCAGAUCAUGUGACAUUUGCUUCUCUUCUCUCUGCAAUGAGCCACUCCGGGCUAGUCGAGGAAGGGAAGCAAUGGUUCAAUGCCAUGAUCAAGGAUUACAAGAUCCAACCUAUGGAGAAACAUUAUGUGAGCUUGGUUGAUGUUCUAGCUCGAGGGGGACGCGUUGAGGAGGCUCGGAGCUUGAUCUUAGACAUGGGAUGUGAACCCGGGAUCGCUGUUUGGGUCGCCCUCCUCUCCGGAUGCCUCAACCAUAGCAAGUUCUUGAUAGGGGAAUUUGCAGCAAAGAAGGUUAUAGAAUUAAAACCGGAUUGUCCGGGGAUUUACACCCUUGUUUCCAACUUCUUUGCUGCAGCAAGGAAGUGGGAGGAAGUUGCUAUGGUGAGGAGAGUGAUGAGAAGUGCAGGGAUGAAGAAGGUCCCCGGUUACAGCGUGGCCGAAGUUUCCGGAAGGCUCCAUGCUUUUGUUGUUGAGGAUAAGGGUCACCCUGAGUAUGAGCAGAUACUGGAGAUUAUGGAGGAGAUGGAGCUGAAGAUGAGGGCUUUAGGGUAUCGACCGAAGACUGAGUUCGUGCUGCACGACAUCGAGGAAGAGGAAGUGAAGGUGAAAAUGCUGAGGAAUCACAGCGAAAGGCUUGCUAUUGCCUUUGGGAUCUUGAAAACCAGACCGGGUACGAGGCUGCUGGUUACCAAGAAUUUGAGAGUUUGUGGAGACUGCCAUGAAGCGAUCAAGUUCAUGUCGAUUGUUUCAGAGAGAGAGAUUGUUGUGAGGGAUGUUAAGAGGUUUCAUCACUUCAAGAAUGGGAGCUGUUCUUGCAGCGACUACUGGUAGAGAUGAAGAACAAGAAGAAGAUAUUUGUGUAUGCUUGCAUAUGUUUGGCCUAAUUGUAUAGUAGUUAAUGUCUGAGAUAUUUAAUCUCAAGUUCGAGUCCACCAUCACACAGUCUUAAAGUAUUUGUUUCUCCUACAACAGAUAAGGAGAAAAUAAUGAAUUUUGCUGCAGUUAAAGUAUUUUGACUGUUUGAAACGUGAGCGAAUCAAUGGUGUUUGUUUGUGUAUGUUUAUGCUU
Molecule: messenger RNA, 2386 nt
Organism: Salvia miltiorrhiza (redroot sage)
Lineage: Eukaryota; Viridiplantae; Streptophyta; Magnoliopsida; Lamiales; Lamiaceae
Product: putative pentatricopeptide repeat-containing protein At3g25060, mitochondrial
Exons: 1
Coding region: 29-2149 (706 amino acids)
Biological process (GO): RNA modification
Molecular function (GO): zinc ion binding; protein binding; RNA binding
Source: RefSeq, a predicted model, not a curated record